GGCACUCAGAAGUCAUGGGACUUCAUGAAGACACAUGACAGUGUGGCCAUUCUCAUGUUCAACUCUUCCCAGCAGAGUCUGGUGUUGGUGAAGCAGUUCCGGCCAGCCGUGUACGUGGGCGAGGUGGAACGCCAUUUCCCAGGGUCCCUGGCAGCUGUAGACCAGGAUGGACCCCAGGAGCUGCAGGUGGCACUGCCUGGCUUGGCAGGGGUGACAUACGAGCUGUGUGCGGGCCUUGUGGACCAGCCCGGGCUCUUGCUGGAGGAAGUGGCCUGCACGGAAGCUUGGGAGGAGUGUGGCUACCGCCUGGCUCCCUCCGACCUGCGCCGGGUCGCCACCUAUAAGUCUGGUGUGGGACUCACUGGCUCCAGCCAGACUAUGUUCUACGCAGAAGUGACAGAUGCCCAGCGGGGCGGCCCGGGAGGGGGCCUGGCAGAGGAGGGCGAGCUCAUUGAGGUGGUGCACCUGCCCCUGGAUGGUGCCCAGGCCUUCGCGGAUGACCCGGAUGUCCCCAAGACCCUCGGUGUCAUCUUUGGCAUCUCAUGGUUCUUCAGCUGUGUGGCCCCUGGCCUGGGUCCCCAGUGAGACUCCAGGGGCUCAAGAUCAAGGCUGGUUCUGGCCACUCGCCCUACAGAUCAAAUAAAGUCUCGUGUGGCUCC
Neomonachus schauinslandi (Hawaiian monk seal) is the source of this 659-nucleotide messenger RNA. It is a transcript of the gene NUDT14, whose product is annotated as nudix hydrolase 14. Gene Ontology annotation, biological process: ribose phosphate metabolic process; nucleoside phosphate metabolic process. The coding region runs from base 25 to 585 and encodes 186 amino acids. Gene Ontology annotation, molecular function: UDP-sugar diphosphatase activity; metal ion binding. The transcript is spliced from 4 exons. The record is from RefSeq and is a predicted model, not a curated record. Lineage: Eukaryota; Metazoa; Chordata; Mammalia; Carnivora; Phocidae.